AACAGUGACAGGAGCGGACCGAAAAUACAGCUUCAUAGAACAUAUCAGAGGGGCAGAUCCCAGGGCCACUAUGAAAGGAAUGGGUAUCCCUGUACUGGGCAUUGUAUUCCUCACCGUAUCUCUGGCACAGGAAGAUCUCAAUGGAAAAGUUUUCCUUUUUCCGGAACAAAGUGACAGCUCCUAUGUAAUCCUGAAGCCAGAGCUGAAAACUACCUUAAACAAAGUCACCGUUUGCCUGCAAUAUUACACGUCUCUAGCGCGAGACUACAGUCUCUUCUCACUGGCUACACGUGGACAACCCAACGCGUUUCUCAUUUUUCCAACUCCACCAAACCUGUGCUACGUUAGCGUAAACGGGCAAGAUUUCUUAUUCACCAUAGAUGUGCCAGCUCUAGACUGGAUACACAUCUGUGCCAGCUGGGACGCCGGAACUUGUGAAAUUCAGCUUUGGGUCAAUGGUAAAUUGUAUCCUAGACAGGUGUGCCGUACUAAAGGAUUUGUUUUGCCAGCAGAAACAAGUAUAAUAUUGGGGCAAGAUCAAGACGAAUUUGGUGGAAAAUUUGAAGACACGCAAUCAUUUGUAGGGAAGAUAAGUGGCGUCAAUAUGUGGGAUUAUGUUUUGUCGGCCGAACAAAUGUGGAAGACUGUGUUUGAUAAGACUUUCAGUGGAAACGUCAUCGGGUGGAAAUCUCUGCGGUAUCAGACUAGAGGGAGAGUUUCUGUUCAGCCUCAAUUGGAGUGCAAGUUUUGGGAUAAGACCUACAUUUCCUACUCACAGUGCUCCGAGUAAUACAAAUAAUAAGUCACCAAUUCACGCUUGCAUAUAACACGUCACGUUAUGAAGAACUUCAACGCUUUCGUAAUAUGUAGAUUAGUGCAUGUGAUAAGCAGGGCUGCCAUCAGAAAUUGUGGUUCCCGUGACUGGCAAAAUAGUCAGGGCCCCUCCCUCCCAAAUAAAAGAUUCUGCUGCACUGCUUAUCUCCUACUGUAUGUGAUGUCAUACAUUGUGAUGUCACAUAUAGGUGAAGGGUUGUGGACCGACAGGAACGGUUCACAGAGAGCUGAUGCGCAGGUAAGGCUUGUUUUAAGAAGUUGUCCCUGUGCAUCAGCCAGCUGUUGAUUUACAGACUGAUGCACCUCUACAGGUAUUGGGACCCUCUCUCUGUAAGGGUCCGGGACACCAGUCCCCUCAGUCCCCCCCUGGUGGCUGCCCUGGUGAUAAGGAAUAUCUGCAACAUUGCCAUUGCUUAAAAUAGAAAUAUUUUUCUUUACAUAAUGUGUUACUAUUGUAUCUGGAGCAUAAGGCCUAUUAUAACCGCUUUAUAAAGAUUAUUAAAUUCAGGUUCUGAAA
Messenger RNA from Pseudophryne corroboree (corroboree frog), 1351 nucleotides. RefSeq names its product C-reactive protein-like. The coding region runs from base 71 to 790 and encodes 239 amino acids. Lineage: Eukaryota; Metazoa; Chordata; Amphibia; Anura; Myobatrachidae. The record is from RefSeq and is a predicted model, not a curated record. The transcript is spliced from 3 exons.